Molecule: messenger RNA, 2000 nt
Organism: Ceratotherium simum simum (southern white rhinoceros)
Lineage: Eukaryota; Metazoa; Chordata; Mammalia; Perissodactyla; Rhinocerotidae
Source: RefSeq, a predicted model, not a curated record
CCAGCGCUCGGCGCUGACCUGAGCGGGGGGCUGCUUGGGGCUCCCCCACCUCCCCGUGAGCCACUGCCCUGGGUGGGCUCCCGCACCCGGGGAGGCCGGAGGGGGCGCGCGGCGGAGGAGCUGGAGCUGAGUAGGCCUUGCCUCUCCAGGCCCCUCCUCCUAGCGUGGAAAUGCAGCCCACGGCCACCAUGGCCACAGCCGCCACCACCAUCGCCACAGCCGCCCUGAGCACGACCUGGGACAACGCCACCAGCCGCCCCACCGCGGAGCCUGACCCCAUCCUGGACAACUACGUGCUGCUGGUGGUGGUCAUGUCGCUGUUCGUGGGGGGCACGCUCGUGGUGCUGUCGGGCGUGCUGCUGCUGUGCAGGCGCUGCUGGGCCGUGCACCGGCGCCUGGACAGAGCCAUGGAGGAGGCAGAGAAGACCACCACCACCUACCUGGACAACGGGGCUCACCCCACCCCAGACCCCGACUUCAGGGGGGAGGACCCUGAGGGCCAAGAUGCCGAGACGGAGCGCUUCCUGUCCACCGGCUCCACCGGCCGCCGUGUGUCCUUCAAUGAGGCGGCUCUGUUUGAGCAGAGCCGGAAGACGCAUGACAAGGGCCGCCGGUACACCCUGACGGAGGGGGACUUCCACCACCUGAAGAACGCCCGCCUCACCCACCUGCACCUGCCUCCGCUCAAGAUCGUCACCAUCCACGAGUGUGACUCGGGUGAGGCCAGCGCGGCCACCACACCCCACCCCAUGGCCACUCCCAAGGCUAGCCUCGCCAUAUUCCAGCCCGCGGGGAAGGCCCUCACCGGCCGCUCCGUGGGCCCCAGCUCCGCCCUGCCAGGUGAUCCCUACAACUCGGCUGCCGGCCCUGCCGACUUUGAGAUCAGCCCCUCGGCAUCCAGUGACUCUGGGGAAGGCACCUCGCUGGACGCGGCUGCUCAGAGCGCCAAGGCUGGCGGGCCGGGGGCCGCAGCGGGGCCGGGGGAGACGAGCCCAGGCUCCGGGGCGGGCCCCGUCCUGCAGUUCUUCACCCGCCUGCGGCGCCAUGCCAGCCUGGACGGGGCGAGCCCAUACUUCAGGGUCAAAAAGUGGAAGCUGGAGCCCAGCCAGCGAGCAUCCAGUCUGGACACGAGAGGCUCCCCCAAACGACACCACUUCCAGAGGCAGCGGGCAGCGAGCGAGAGCACAGAGCAGGAGGACGGGGACGCCCCCCUGGGGGACUUCAUCCAAUACAUCGCCAGCGCAGGCGACGCUGUGGCCUUCCCACCCCCCCGCCCCUUUCUGGCCAGCCCCACCAGCCCGCCCCCCGCUCUCGGCAGGUUAGAGGCGGCGGAGGAGGCGGGCGCCGCGGGAGGAGUGAGCCCCGAGUCUCCCCCGGAGCGCAGCGGCGGCAGCGCGGGGCCUGAGCAGCAGCAGCCGCAGGAGUCAGACGGUGAGCGGGAGGCGGGGCCGGAGCAAGCCCAGACCAUCUACCACGACAUCUGGAGCCUGCGCGCGUCGCUCGAGCUGCACGCGGCCGCCGCCUCGGACCACAGCAGCAGCGGCAAUGACCGAGACUCGGUGCGCAGCGGCGACAGGAGCGUGGCAGAUCGGCUUCCUCGGGCUCCUGAGGACCACGUUCAACUGCCCUGGACCCCAGACAGCGGCCUCUGGGUGGUGGCGGGGUCCAUCGUGCGCACCGCACCGCGUCUGGGGCGCAUAGACAGGAGUUGUAUGCGCGGGGCCUGCAUCCCAAAGACCGAGCAGGCCGACUGCGCGAGGUGCAUGCGCAGAACGGCCCUCCCAGGGCCAACUGAGCCUCGAAGUGCGUGUGGUCUGCCCGCGCCAGGGCGCAUGCGCCGAGCCCGCAUGGGCAGGGACCGCGGGGCGCUGAGGAUCCGCGAAGAGCUCGCCGGUCCUAGGUUGGGAGGUUGGCUGGAGGCCGCGGCCGCCAACCCCCCGAAGCCGUUUACCUCACCGCGGCGUGUGCUCGCGGCAGUCCGCGCCCCCUCCGAGCAAUAA